This is a messenger RNA of Fraxinus pennsylvanica, 312 nucleotides long. The record is from the annotation of a GenBank genome assembly. Lineage: Eukaryota; Viridiplantae; Streptophyta; Magnoliopsida; Lamiales; Oleaceae.
AUGCGAGAAGGAGAAGUAGCUGGAGUAUUAGAUGUUAUCGGGAGUGAAGGGGAAUUACCCACGUCCGGUUUCAUUCUGGUUUCUUUCUCAAGAGCAGCAAAUCAAGGAAUCCCCAAGUACCCACGGACACGGUCCUGGUCGGUUCGGGUUUGGGGAAGGACCCACUAUUUUGGCCACCUUGACACUAGGAAAUUCACUUGCACUACAGCUGACUUUGGAUCUGGCAACGUGGAGAGUGCCUGCGCCAGAGCCGGAGCUGGAGCCAUACCUCUCGCCACGUUUGCAGAACUCAACGACGACCAAGGUCUAUAA